GAACCCGGGCUGUCUUGGGCCGGGCAGGGCGGAUGGCAACUCUCAAAAGGAAAUAGGAUCAUGGCAGCAGAUGAUGACAAUGGUGAUGGAACAAGUUUAUUUGAUGUCUUUUCUGCUUCUCCUCUUAAAAAUAAUGAUGAAGGCUCACUGGACAUAUAUGCUGGGUUGGACAAUGCUGUUUCUGACAGCACUUCCAAAUCCUGUGUGCCAUCUCGAAAUUGUUUGGAUUUGUAUGAAGAGAUCCUGACUGAAGAAGGAACUGCAAAGGAGGCAACGUACAAUGAUUUACAGGUAGAAUAUGGAAAAUGUCAGCUGCAGAUGAAAGAGCUGAUGAAAAAGUUUAAGGAAAUACAGACACAGAACUUCAGCUUAAAAAAUGAAAACCAGUCUCUUAAAAAGAAUAUUUCAGCACUUAUCAAAACUGCCAGAGUGGAAAUAAACCGCAAAGAUGAAGAAAUAAAUAAUCUUCACCAAAGAUUGUCUGAGUUUCCACAUUUUCGAAAUAAUCAUAAAACUCCAAGGACAUCAGAUGCAGUUAAAACAAAAGAUCUUAGAUCCAGAUCUCCUCAUUUGGAUUAUUGUUCAAAGACUGAUCAUAGAAUUAGAAAUGAUGUGUCUAAAGAUGUACAUCAUAAUACUUCAUUGCCAAACCUAGAAAAGGAAGGAAAUUCACAUUCUGAAAAAAAGAACACUUCACAUUUGCCUACAUCCAUUGAGAAGCACUGUACCAAUGGCUUAUGGUCACGUUCACAUUAUCAAGUUGGUGAAGGUAGCUCAAGUGAGGAUAACAGAAGAGGGAGAAAAGAUAUUAGACACAGCCAGUAUAAUAGAGGAACUGAUAGACCACAAAAAGAUUUAAGUAAUAGCUCUGGUGAUGGUGAACCAAGGAAUACAGAAACUAGUCCAAGGCUACAAGGACGUUCUGAGAAACAUGGUAAAGGUGAACAAAAAGCUGAGAACAAAAAUUCAAAUUUCAAAAGUAACACAGAUUCAGAUUACAGGAAUGAACGCAGCAGCUCUUCUUGGGAGAAGGAGACCUCCAGGGAAAGAUCACAUGCUCGAGUUGAAUCUCAAAAUGACAAAAAACUAGAUAGACAAAGCGAAAGGUCACAAAAUACAAAUAGAAAAGAACUUAAAUCACAGGACAAAGAAGAAAGAAAAGUUGAUCCCAAACUUAAAUCAGCAGGAAAGGAACAGGAUCACUGGAGAAGAUCUGAACGAGCACCACCUCCCCAUUCUAAGAUUGAAAUCAAAUCGUCUCAUAAUUCCAGUAAAUACCAUCCAGAGGAGAGAAGAGGAUGGGAGGAUUGUAAAAGAGACAGGUGGGUUAGCAGUCAUGGUUUUCAAGAUGGGAGGUGUUCAUCUUCUCUUUCAAACAGUAGAACUCACAAACACACGGACUCCAAGGAAGUCAAUGCUAUGCACCACAGGGAAAAUACACCUUUAAAACCUGAAAGGCACAGAACUGAAGAUAAGCGGAAAAGAGAACGAGAAAACAAAGAGGAGAAUAGGCAUAUGAGAAGUGACAAAAAGUCACCUUCAGAACAUUUGCAGACUGAUAAAGAAACUAAGAAAACCACUACUGAUUUAAAGAAAGAGAAUGAACCAAAAAAUGAUCAAGGAGAAGUCUCUAUUAGCAAAGUUUCUGACGGAGCAGAUAAUAAAGAGUUUGCAGUGAGAGGUGAGAAUGGUCCAAAUGAAACCAAAAAUAAAGACUUAAAAUUAAGUUUUAUGGAAAAAUUGAACUUAACUCUUUCUCCUGCAAAAAAACAGCCUGUUUCUCAGGAUAAUCAGCAUAAAAUAAUAGAUGCUCCCAAGUCCAGCAGUGGAUUUGAUUUAGAGUCCUCGGUACAGUCUGAAACAGGGACAUGUAUGCCUUCUGUCAGUGAACAUAUCCCAGAGGAAAACAAAUCAAAGUUACUGGAACCAAAAGAUUCUCUUCCAGCAGAGUCUGAAUUCAGGAUCAUUAUUCCAGAAAGCAAACCGGAAGAUAAUAGUUUACUGGUUAAAUCUGUUGAAAAUAUUAUGCCUUGUGAAAUGCCCAUUUGUUGUACAGAGACUUCCUUCUCAACACCUGUGCAAAUGGAACAACCAGAAUCCUUGUUUCCAUCAACAGAAACAGGAGAGAUUGUUGAUGGUGCAAGGGCAGAAGCCUCUGUGAUAAUGGAUGUAUUACAAAUGGGUGUUUCUCAAAACUUUGUCCUAGAAUUGGAUACCAAAAGACAAGGUGGUUUGAAUUCUUGUAUUUCUGAGGGUAUGGAGAUGAAAGAGGCUCCUGCAAGUAAAGUCGCUGAAACCAGUGAAACACAGGUGCCAUCUUCAAUUGAAGGAACUGGCAUUUCACCUGUAGUCCAUUCAGAACAUGAUAACCCCAAAUUUGAGCCUUCCCUUGUAGAUAUACCUCUGGUUGAAAGUAAGUCUUGUCAUUUGGAGCCCUGCUCACCUAAAGAGGCUUUAGCAUCUUCCCUUCAGCAGAUUGAAUUGAUGGACCACAGAAUGGAAAUUGGGGAAACAAACUCAUUAUGUCAUGAUGAUGAGAAUUCAGUUUUGAGCAUUGACCUUAAUCACCUGAGACCUAUUCCAGAAGCCAUCAGUCCUCUGAAUAGUCCAGUGAGACCUAUAGCAAAAGUUCUUAGAAUGGAAAGCCCAUCUCAUGUUCCAGUGUAUAAUAACAUUCAUAAAGAUGUGAUUCCACCAAAUUCUGUUAAUUGUAUGUCUAAGAGUCAGUCUGAUCUCAAUAAGGAAAAUCAAAAGCCAAUUCUCAAAUUUGAUGGAUGUACAGAAGAAGUUUCCUGUAAGAAUUCAUCUUUAGAUGAAUUAGAAGAAGGAGAAAUUAUAAGUGAUAGUGAAAAUCCUAAGCCACAAAAAAUUAUGGACAGAACUGCCAAACCUAGAACUUCUGCUAAAGUGCAGAACACAAAAACUAGCCCAGGCAGGAGGAAAAAUGCCAUGCAUUUGGAUAUAGAACAUAGAAAAACAUCUGUAAAAACCCACCAGACCAAUAGCAAAUGGAAUAAAAGACCAAGUGAAUCUAACAGAUCUUCAAAAACAGAGAGGAAAGAUAAAACAAUGAGUACUUCCAGCUUGGAAAAGAUAGUUUCAAUUAUUGCUGCACCCUCUUCUGUCCGAGAAAUAAUGCAUAUGUUGCGAGUGAUAAGAAAGCAUGUGAGGAAAAAUUAUAUGAAAUUCAAGGUAAAAUUUUCACUGAUACAAUUUCAUAGAAUUGUUGAGUCAGCAAUUUUGAGUUUUACAUCACUAAUUAAACACCUUGACUUAUCCAAGAUCUCUAAGUCAGUGACUACUUUACAGAAGAAUCUCUGUGAUGUUAUAGAAUCUAAACUUAAGCAAGUUAAGAAGAAUGGCAUAGUUGAUCGCUUAUUUGAACAACAGCUACCAGAUAUGAAAAAAAAAUUGUGGAAGUUUGUAGAUGAACAACUUGAUUAUUUAUUUGCAAAGCUUAAGAAAAUCUUGGUAAAGUUUUGUGAUUCCAUAAACUUUGGAAGUGACAGUGAUGACGGAAAAUCUGAAAAAACUUGUAAAGACAAAAGACAGUAUUCAAAUUCACAGAAGAGGAAUGUGGAUAAUUCUAACAAAAAAAUGUUGAGAGAAAAAUUGCCCAAACCAGAAGACUCUGUGAAUUGUAAGUCUUUGCUGGGAGGUAAAAAAUCUGAGGAGAAACAUCAAGUCCAGAAUAACUCCAGUCUUAACGCAGUGAAGCAUGACAUUAAAAGAAAUUUUAGCACUUGCUUUGAUAGUAUAAAAAACUCUCAGUCUGCUGAGCACUCUUUGGAACUAAACUGUCCAAGCACCUCAAAGCCAGGGAAAAAUGAAGGCAACACCAUAGAAGAUACACAGACAUCCCAGCAUGCAGCUUUAAAGCCAGAACGCAGUUUUGAGAUUCUUACUGAACAGCAAGCAUCCAGCCUAACUUUUAAUUUAGUUAGUGAUGCACAGAUGGGUGAAAUAUUUAAAAGUUUGUUGCAAGGUUCUGAUCUUUUGGACAACAGUGUUAAUUGUACUGAAAAAACUGAGUGGGAGUUAAAGACGCCAGAGAAACAGCUUCUAGAGAGUCUUAAGUGUGAAUCUAUACCAACUUGUACAACAGAAGAGCUAGUUUCAGGGGUAGCUUCUCCAUGUCCCAAAAUGAUUAGUGAUGAUAAUUGGUCAUUAUUAUCAUCUGAGAAAGGUCCAUCUCUGUCUUCAGGGCUUUCGUUGCCAGUUCAUCCUGAUGUGUUGGACGAAAGUUGUAUGUUUGAAGUGUCUACUAACACAGCUUUAAGUAAAGAUAAUGUAUGUAGUUCAGAAAAGGGUAAGUCCUGCAUUUCUUCCAUACUCCUUGAAGAUCUUGCAGUCUCUUUAACAGUACCAUCACCUCUGAAGUCAGAUGGUCAUCUCAGUUUCUUAAAACCUGAAGUUUUGUCUAGUUCAACUCCAGAGGAAGUUAUUAGUGCACAUUUUAGUGAAGAUGCCUUACUUGAGGAAGAGGAUGCAUCUGAGCAAGAUAUUCACUUAGCUCUGGAGUCUGAUAACUCAAGCAGUAAAUCAAGUUGCUCUUCAUCAUGGACAAGCCGGUCUGUUGCUCCAGGCUUUCAGUACCAUCCUAAUCUACCCAUGCAUGCUGUCAUAAUGGAAAAAUCCAAUGAUCAUUUCAUUGUGAAAAUAAGGCGUGCAGCACCAUCCACUUCCCCUGGUCUUAAACAGAAUGUGGCUGAUGAGUCAUUGGUACCUUUGCCAGGAAUUGGAAAGAAAGCUGAUGAAGCAGCAGAAAAAGAAUAUAUUUCAGAUCAGAACUCAGUUUUUAAGUCUCCAGAGUUGGAAUUAGAAAAUUCCAACAACAAUGUUGAUAGCAGUAAACCAACACGUGAAGAACAGGACUCUGUGAUACAAACACAGGUUCCUGAUAUAUAUGAAUUUCUUAAAGAUGCUUCAGGUAAAAUGGGUCGUAGUGAUGAAGUGACUGGUGAUUGUUUUAAAUUGCAUCAAGUAUGGGAACCAAAAGUGCCUGAAAGCAUUGAAGAAUUGCCUUCAGUGGACGAAAUCCCACACUCUGUGGUGGAUCAUCUUCCAAACACAUAUAUAGACCUAACAAAGGAUCCAGUUACUGAGACCAAAAACUUGGGGGAAUUCAUAGAAGUAACAGUUUUAAAUAUCAACCAGUUGGAAUGUUCUGGAGGCAAUUUAGAUCAAAAUGCUCAAAUAUUAGAUAAUUCUUUACACCCUGAUACUAUAGGUACAUUUAUUGAUUUGACACAAGAUGCUUCAAGUGAGAGUAAAAAUGAAGGGAACCAUCCUGUGUUAGCUAUUGAAGGUUUGGAUAAUCAGGUAAUAUGUGUAGAUGAAGAUAACUGUAAGGAAGAAAAGGUGCAAAUAGGAAAUAGGCCUUUGGAAUGCAUUGUUGAAGAAGACUAUAUAGAUUUGACCACAGAAUCUCCUGAUUUGUAUGAAGUAAAAAAGGAUGAUUUAAAAUCAGAGCCCACGUCAAUUUCUGAUGAUUCAGAAUUUCCUGGGGCUUUGGAUAAUGCUCACAAGAAGAGAAAAAGUUUUUCUAUGCUAAAUCAUUCUUCUCAGAAAAGACAAAGAAAGGAAACAGACAUAAUUAGUAGGGAAAAGACCAAACUUGGCCAAGAUUCUGGUGAAAGUGGGGAAGGUCAUCAAAAGAAAACCAGUCAGAAAAAACUCCCUACAGUGAAUAAAGAUCCCUCAUCAUUAAAGGCAAGCCCAAGUAUUAAGGAUUCAUCGAUAGCACCCAACAAUUCUACAAGCCUUUCUGCAAAGAAUAUUAUUAAAAAGAAGGGAGAAAUUGUAGUUUUGUGGACAAGAAAUGAUGACCGGGAAAUUUUAUUGGAGUGUCAGAAAAGAGGGCCAUCACUGAAAACGUUUACAUAUUUAGCUGUCAAGUUGAAUAAAAAUCCAAAUCAGGUUUCAGAAAGAUUCCAGCAGCUAAUGAAGCUCUUUGAAAAGUCAAAAUGCAGGUAGUUAAUGUUUACACUACGAGACUAGUAUAGUAAAUAUUUGACAUAAUGGCUUGUUAGUCAUUGAAGAUGUGAAUAAUGGGUGAGAGACAAUCCAUUUGAGUUCCUGCUUCAGUCUCAGAUUGAAGGAUGAUUGCAGGCACCUAAGGUCACCUCAUGUGCAGGGGCCUACUCAAUGAUGCCUGCUGCAGUUCAGAUCAGCAUGGCAUCUCUCCUCAACUUUCUGAUUGCUGAUGAGUCUUAAGGUGGGGGAAAAUGCAUUUGAUGAUUACUAAUAAAAUUUUUAUAGAUGAAAAAAAGUAAAAGAAUAUGUGUGAGUAGCAGUAUGUUUCAUAACUAGUGAAAUUUGCACAGUCAUCUAAUAUUUCUUGCAUCUUUUUAUCAAGAGUGUGAUACCUUAAAAUACAAAACACAGGCUCAUGAACAUGAAAUCCAUUGUCAUCUACAUAAAUGACAGGGUUUACUACAUUAAGGUAUUAAUACUUUUCACAAACCUAUAUGCCCUUAAUUUCUUUAAGUCAUUCUUGUAUAGUUUAUAAGGCAAUAAUUUUGAAUUAUCGGGGUUUUUUUGUUUGUUUCUCUAAGACCACAGAUAAUUGCUCAAAAUUGGAUUUUAUGGGAGAAAAAUUGGAACAAUAUUAAAUAUAUCACUAUAUUUUUCAGUUGAUUUAUAGUCAGAAUUAUGAAUGCCAAACAUCAAUGUUUAAAUUUGAGUUAAAUCUAAAUAGAAAACAUAUUUGGACAUGGAUCAUAGUUUGAAGGAUUUUAAAUAUUUUUGAGUUAUUAAUCCUUUUCUAGUCCACUUGUGAAUUAUUGUCUUCAGAUAACCUGUUAAUUUCUGUAUCUUCUCAAAGCAACUGGUUUGCUAUUGAGGUCUUCAAAUGAUUUUGUAGUAGUAUACUUCUUGACAAAAUCAGAAUUUAACAAUAGUUACCCAACCAAUUCUAUAAAAGCUAGCUCUUUAAUAUGUUCCAAGUAGAGUCAUUUAAAACAUGAAAAUGGUUAUACCAGAAAAAUAGAGUUAUAACUUUAGCAUUUUCUUGCAUUACAGAUAAGUUGCUGAAUUCCUUGGAGUUUUAAUUGAUAUUUCAUACUACACAGAAGCUUUGAAUUCCUCAUGUUUUAAAUGGGGAACUAGAAGGAGGUUUUAUCAGUUUUGAUUCCUAGAUGAUUGUCUACAUGUUGUUGCUUAUUGACUCUAAUCUCAAAUCAACAUGUUCAGCUUAUUCAGUCUGAUUUGCUUACCUGUCAUUGGUCAAAAUAUUUAUUUUUAAACAUGAGAACUUGUUAUCAGAAUGAAAGCCACAAUAAUGUAGUAUUGAAACCUUAGUUUUGAUAUUUCAAAGAAAUGACUUCCUUCUCGAUUUUUAGAAAGUUUUGUAGCAUUUUAAACUUAACUAUUUAGUUUAAUGUUUUCAUUCUUUUUUAAAUUGCCUUCCUUCAUUUUGGUAAAUUGUAAAAUAAUUUAAAUAGUGUAUUUAUAAAUAUGUAUAGUUAUAAUGAUGUAAAAUACUAUAUGUGUAUGGUGUGUAUGUACACACAAAUGGCCUUGCCUAGCCAGGAAUUUUUUAUGUGUAUAAAACUUUUUGUAUAAAGUUUGCUUUCGAUAACAGUAAUGUAUAAUAAAACCAUGUAAAGUUCUGGUAUA
Messenger RNA from Marmota flaviventris (yellow-bellied marmot), 7620 nucleotides. RefSeq names its product caspase 8 associated protein 2 (gene Casp8ap2). NCBI's taxonomy places the organism in Eukaryota, Metazoa, Chordata, Mammalia, Rodentia, Sciuridae. Gene Ontology annotation, cellular component: mitochondrion; PML body. Gene Ontology annotation, biological process: extrinsic apoptotic signaling pathway via death domain receptors; Fas signaling pathway. Gene Ontology annotation, molecular function: transcription corepressor activity. The record is from RefSeq and is a predicted model, not a curated record.